This is a messenger RNA of Maudiozyma saulgeensis, 1602 nucleotides long. The record is from the annotation of a GenBank genome assembly. Lineage: Eukaryota; Fungi; Ascomycota; Saccharomycetes; Saccharomycetales; Saccharomycetaceae.
AUGGUAGAUGAAGCAAAGAAAUCAAGUGAUCAACCCAAUUAUGGAGACAACGGCAUUAAUGAGGAAGAUGAGGGUGAAUUGGUAACACAGCUAAUCGCACCUGGUGUACAAAGAAACUUGGAACAUGAGGUAAUAUUGGGAUUCACUGUAAAUAUUAUUGCAUACCCAUUAAUCCUUCUCUAUUUUAUAAUCACAUUUGUAUAUGUCACGAGGAAGAUUGUCCCAUACCAAUUUAUAGAUGAAAGAUUUCAUAUUGAACAAACUGUUACAUACAUUAAAGGGAACUGGACCCAAUGGGAUCCUAAAAUUACGACGCCGCCAGGCCUAUAUAUUUUAGGUUGGAUUAAUUAUCACAUAGUGAGACCAAUUUGCAAAUCUAUGUCAACAUUAACUAUAUUGAGAUUAGUAAAUUUAAUAGGUGGAACAGUUAUCUUGCCAUUUGUUGUAUUAAGACCGCUUUUCCUUUUUAACGCUAUCGGAUUUUGGCCUGUCUCAAUGAUGUGCUUUCCAUUAAUGGCGACAUAUUACUACUUAUAUUAUACUGACGUAUGGUCCACUAUAUUCAUUAUGGAAUCCCUGACAUUAGCAUUAACAGUACCUCUGGGAACACCUCGAAGCAUAUGGUUAAGUGGUAUAAUGGCAGGUUUGAGUUGUUUAUUCAGACAAACUAACAUUAUAUGGAAUGGGUUUAUCUUGGUUAUUGUUAUUGAGAGAAGAGCUAUCAUUACAAAACAAUUUACCACACAUUCUGUUAACAAUUAUCUAAAACUGUUUAUCACUGCUAUCGAGGACUUUAAUGAACUAGUGUUACCUUAUUUUGUUAAUUUUGCUCUAUUCGCCCUUUACCUAAUAUGGAAUAGAUCAAUUACUUUAGGUGAUAAGUCAAAUCAUUCUGCAGGAUUACAUUUAGUACAAAUAUUUUAUUGUUUUAUGUUCAUAUUGUUUUUCAGCGUUCCAAUAUGGCUCUCGAGAAAUUUUGUAAAAUCUUACAAAAUAAGGUGUCAAACAAGACCAGUAAGAACAAUCUUCGAGUUAUUGUUAAUAAUGUUCGUUAUUCGUUAUUUCACUAGGAUCCAUCCAUUUUUAUUAGCUGACAAUAGACACUACACAUUCUAUUUAUUUAAGAGACUAAUUAAUAGUAAAUCCAGAUUGAUCAAAUAUAUUUUUUUCUCAGUGGUCUAUCAUUUCUCUACGUUCAGUUAUAUGGAGUUGAUGAGACCUAAUGAAAUGUCAUUCCAUCCAAUCAUGCCUUUACCAAUAAAGGAGUCUAUUCUAUUACCAAUUCAAUUAACUCAUAUUUCGUGGACUGCAUUAAUAUUAUGUACUAUUGUGACCAUUGUACCGUCUCCACUAUUUGAACCAAGAUACUAUAUUUUGCCAUACAUAUUUUGGAGAAUAUUCGUGACUUGUAAUGCAGAGCCUAUAUUUAAGAAACUUGUAGCAGCGGGACCAGACGAGACUCCUGUAACUAUCAGCUCCACAGGUAGACUUUUAUGGGAAUUACUGUGGUUUAUGUCUAUCAACAUUUUCACUUUACUUGUAUUUAUUUUACAUCCCUUUAUUUGGGCAGACGAACCUUUCUUACAGAGAAUUAUUUGGUAA